AUGACAUCCAUUUUUCUGCUAGUGGACUCAGAGGCCCUGCGGCCGCGGGACGCAAAGCUCUGCAAAGGAAAGCCGCGCGCCGCCUCAGGCAGCUGCUUCAACCCGAGCCCGAGCGGGACGCGCUGUGGCUCCAGCGGACGGGCGGACCGGGCGUGCCUGCGAGGCCGGGGCCCCCGCGGCCUGCGUUCUGCCUGCUCGCGAUCCGGGAAGCCAGGGAACCGCGGCGCCCAGCUCGGCAGGAGAUCGCGCAGUUACUCGGUUCCCGGAGGCUUCGCGGCCUGA
Messenger RNA from Rangifer tarandus platyrhynchus (Svalbard reindeer), 282 nucleotides. Lineage: Eukaryota; Metazoa; Chordata; Mammalia; Artiodactyla; Cervidae. The record is from the annotation of a GenBank genome assembly.